Messenger RNA from Mollisia scopiformis, 1524 nucleotides. RefSeq names its product oxidoreductase. The transcript has 5 exons. The coding region runs from base 418 to 1524 and encodes 368 amino acids. The record is from RefSeq and is a predicted model, not a curated record. Gene Ontology annotation, molecular function: dioxygenase activity. NCBI's taxonomy places the organism in Eukaryota, Fungi, Ascomycota, Leotiomycetes, Helotiales, Mollisiaceae.
UCGGAAAGUCUGGGCUGCAGUUGGUGAUAGAAGCACUGAGGGUGAAGUCUGGUGUGUGCCGGCAUGGUUCUCGGUGGGGCUCGGGACGGUGCUGGAGUGGUUGUUCUGGCUCUUCAGCUUCGGAACCAGAACCCCGCCAGAUUUCAGAAGUCAUACAUUACGAUGGAUCAACGAAGAACGAACCUUUUCCAUCGAUUUUGCGAGAGAAAGGCUAGGAUAUCAGCACAAGGAUGACAUUGACCAGUCGAGCCAGUGCAUCAAAGAUGGGGUGGCAUGGGCAUUAAUGCAGAACCGGGAUUUCUGUAAAAAUAAGUGAGCUUGGUAACACAGAUCGUGAUUCAACGAUUUGCUGCUCAGUUUGUACACUGUUUGAGAUCACUUGCAGGAGGGAUCGGCAUCAGCCCUGCCGGGAAUGCAAUGCAAGAUGAGCGGAUGACCUUCUAUAUACUAGAUUUCUCGGCCUCUCUCGACCUGAAACCAAAGCCUCAAUACCCUCCAGCAAUAUUAAUUGAAAUAUUCAUCAUGCCUACUGAAAAGCUUUUCGCAGCUGUUCCUCCAUUUCCUGAAGAUAUCCCGAUAGCACGUCUUUCUAUUCUGUCACUCGAAAGACUCCUCGCUCACGAUGUGAAAGAGUCUGCGCAGCUCUUCGAAUCUUGUAAGAGCGAUGGAUUCUUCCUUCUUGAUUUGAGAUGCAAUUCCAUCGGAGAAAUUCUUAUCGAAACGGUUGAAAUACUUUUUGAGGUGAACAAGGCCCUGUUCGAAGAAGGACCGGAGGAACUGAAGAAAUUUACGCAUCCUCCACCAGGAGUGCUUGGAUACAAUGCUUUCGGAGCUACCAAAGUCGAAUCAGGAUUGCCAGAUCGCUUCGAAUGGUAUGUGAUGAGUCAAGACGAUAUCAUGGGCCAAAAGUUCAUUACGACAUCCAAUUCAGUUGUCUCUCAUCUAUUGUCACUUUUGGACCAACACCUUGGUCUUCCGGACGGCACAUUGGAAUCGAGGCAACGGAUAGAUAAAGAAUCCGGGACGAUCGUACGCAUGCUCAAGUACCCACCACAGCCAGAGGGUGAUCGUCGUACAAGUCUUUUCGGUCACACGGACCUCGGUACUAUCACAUUGUUGUUCAAUGUCGUAGGAGGUCUCCAGAUCCUGCCAGCUGGCUCCGAAGGCCUGGAGGAGAAUUGGCGAUAUGUGAAACCAAUGCCCGGCUGUGUGAUUGUGAAUCUCGGCGAUAUGACGCGAGAAUGGACCGGUGGUAUCCUGAGAAGCAACCCGCAUCGUGUUACGUUUCCUCCGGGGGAGCAAGCAACGGUCACCCGCUACAGCUUGGCGUAUCUCAUGAGAGCGGAGGCUCAAGCAAGUAUGAAGAGGUUGGCGCUUGAAGGAAGUUUGAUUAAGCCGUUGGGAGACGGGGAAAAAGAUAUUGAAGUUGGUGUCGAUAAGUGGAUCGAGGAAAAGACAGCUUUGGCCAGACUGGGUAAAGACCCAGCCAGCAACAGGAAUGGGUUGGCUGUUCAAGCAUACUAA